Messenger RNA from Oncorhynchus gorbuscha (pink salmon), 5998 nucleotides. Its product is annotated as toll-like receptor 13. NCBI's taxonomy places the organism in Eukaryota, Metazoa, Chordata, Actinopteri, Salmoniformes, Salmonidae. Bases 434 to 3259 code for a protein of 941 amino acids. The transcript has a single exon. The record is from RefSeq and is a predicted model, not a curated record. Gene Ontology annotation, biological process: immune response; toll-like receptor signaling pathway; inflammatory response. Gene Ontology annotation, cellular component: membrane. Gene Ontology annotation, molecular function: transmembrane signaling receptor activity; protein binding.
AGGAACAGAAAGAAUGUCUGUCUUUUUUUGAGGAACAGAAAGAGAGCUGUAAAAUAGAGACUUUCACAAGCUGUUUAACAGACACUAUGACUGUACUGUACGCAUACAGUUCUGCUGCUCCUCAGAUGUUCACAGACGUUAACUGUGACAGAGAACACACUGCAGCCCUCCACUAUUUUCUUCAUUGACUGGGACAUGUUAUACUUUUGGAACCAAACUAACCAUUAGAGAAUGACUUUGUAACCUUUUAAGUACCAUUCAACUGGAGCUGUUAGUCACCAAGGAGAAAGGCAUCUGAAAGGAAUAAAUAAGAAGAAAGGCUCCAUACUGUUUGCAGCACUCCGACGGGUGUUACUGUAUCAAACCAACAUUCAUACAGAUUUCAACCGGAUCCGAACAAUCAUCUCAGUAGAUUUGACUGUUGUUGGGAGAGAUGAGAGCCAUGUUUUCCCUGUUCCUGUUGAUUCAGAGUGUUAGUGGAUGGAUGCAUCCUAAAUGCCACGUUUAUAACAGCGAGGAAUACUUUCCCACCUGGAACUACUGUCCUUUGGCAGAACAGUACACUGCUGCCUGUCGAGAUGUCACAGCCGUCGAGGAGGAUCUGCUUGGACUUCCCUCUAAUAUCAAUACCCUCUGCAUAUCUAUGAAACGUGGGGGAAAUAGUUCCAUGUCUCUGGGCUUUUUCGCUCGUUUUCAGUAUUUGGAGUAUCUGUACAUUGGAGGCUGUUUUCCUCAAAUCCUUCCAGCUGGGAAUAGCCAGGGCCUUCAAAAUCUGCAACAUAUGUACAUUAAUGGAUUGGUCACUGGGUGCUGCGAUUGUCAUAUUGGGCCUAACACAUUCAGAGAUCUAGUCAAGCUAAGUAAUUUGACCAUAUUUAAUUAUAGGCUAUCAGCAAUGGCACCAGAUGUUUUCCAUUACAUACCUCAAUUACAAAGUGUCUAUAUUCAUGAACCCUGUGUAGAGAAUUUGUCAGAAAUACUAUGCAGAAUAGUUAAUAUAAUUUCACUUACAAAGUUAAAUGUACAUGCACCAAAUAUACAAUCUUUAAACCAAUCAAACUGCUCCAUCUUAAAAGCUACCGAAAGCAAUCUAACAAGCGUCAAUUUAGAUUUCAGUCAAAUAAACCAUAUAGAGGAAGGUGCACUGGCCUGUCUCCAGAACCUGACACGUUUUUCUGGGGACCUAAACCAGGAUGUCCUACUGCGCCUUCCCCUGUCUGGCAUUAAGCAAAUCCAGCUCUUGUAUUCUUAUGGUAGGAAUAGCAUUGAUUUUGAAAGUAUCUGUAAUGUAGUGUUUUUGCUUUCAAUCAAGGAAAUACAUGUUGCCAAUGUCAAUACAAGCAGCCUCUCCAUGUCCAGUGUUGAAUUGUGCAUUGGGCUGGAAUAUAUGGGUUUUGAUGGACCUGGAGCAUUCCAUUCUUCUCCCCAUUUGAAAUGGAAUUUUAUUUCCAGUCUCAAAAACCUUAAAAUGUUAUAUGUAUCUGGCCAGACAGAAAACAGUCUUGACCUCUGCUCAUUCCGAGAAAAACCAAUCACAUGGUUAACAGAACUCACUUUCAUGUCGAGCAAUGUACAAACGCUUUUUGCAAAACGGUUCAGCUGUCUUGAGAACCUGCGGUCUCUAGAUUUGUCAUGUAGUUUCAUUUCAAACAUUGAAGACUUUGCUUUCUUCGGAUUGGCAAACCUGGAGUCCUUAGACAUGACACAAAAUAGUAUAACCCAGUUGUAUGCAAACACGUUUGUCGGUUUACAUAGUUUGACAUUGUUAGACCUCAGGGAAAAUCCACAGAUCUACAAUAUUGAAGCAAUGUCUUUCGCACAACUUACCUGUCUAAGACAAGUGUUUCUGGGGUACUUGAACUAUGCACCAAGAGAACCCGUGAUAAAGCUGAAUCUGACACUUGUAUUCGGUGCCGUUCUGAGUCACCUGACUCAUCUGUACAUUAGUUCAGGUAUGAGGCCAAUGCAGUUGAUUAUUGGCAGUAACAUCACAUCUAAACAGAACCUGAGUCUCCAACUCAAAGGCCAGACGGUGUCAUUUGAAGACUGUGACAGACCCUUCUUUCAGUCUGUAACCCAUCUUCAUGCUGAUGCUGAAGAAUUCCUUUGUGGAUCUGAAUUCAUGGGAAAGUACUUCAGGUCUGUGGAGACAUUUGUGUACAGGUCAAAGCUCUCGGCUAAAAGUGUGGAUUUAACAUCAAUGAAUCAGCUGAUUCACCUGAGGAAACUGACUCUAGUACAGGUGGAUCUUUUAAUACAGCGUUCUGCCGACAUCAUUUUUCACAACCUGACCAAACUGGAGGUUCUGAAACUUUCAAACUGCAGGAUUGACUCUUUGGAGGGGGGUUUAACUAAAGACUUUAAAUCCUUGAAAACGUUAUAUUUGCGUAUCGAGAACGUUUUUCAUGUAAUCUACAGCUUUACUGAACCUCUCUCUAGCCUAAAGUAUUUGAUACUUGAUACAUUACAGAUGUUUUGCAGUUGUGACAAUGCUUGGCUCAUUGCAUGGGCAAAGGGGUACAGGCCGGUUGAAGUGAUCAUGCUUAAUCAUGAAGUUAUGUAUAAUUUAGAGGACUUGAUAUGCUUGUCAGACAAUGGACUAGACACACCUAACUUUGUCAAGUACACAGAAGCCAACUGCACAACAGAGGUGGGCUUUGUGCUCUUUGCUGCGACUGGCCUGGGAGUCAUCUUCUUCAUGCUGGUGGUGCUGGUCCAUAAUCUGGCCGGUCCUUACCUCCUCCCCCUCUACUACAUCAUCCUUGGCUGGCUGUCGGAGGCGAUGCGAUCAAACACCAGGGGGCGCUACCACUAUGAUGCGUUUGUCUCCUACAGCGGGAAGGACGAGCGCUGGGUGGUGGAGGAGCUACUACCCAACCUGGAGAAGAGGGGUCCCCCUUUCCUACGCCUCUGUCUGCACAGCAGGGACUUCCAGCUGGGGAAGGACAUUGUGGAGAACAUCACAGACAGCCUCUACCGGAGCCGUCGCACACUCUGCCUGGUCAGUCGCCACUACCUGCACAGUAAUUGGUGCUCCCUGGAGAUGAAGCUGGCCACCUCCAGACUGCAGGUGGAACAAAGGGACAUCCUCCUCCUGGUCUUCCUGGAGAAGAUCCCCCCUCGCAGGCUGUCUGCCCACCACAGGCUGGCUCGCCUGGUGAAGACCAGGACCUAUCUGGACUGGCCCCAGAACCCCCAUCAGCACCAGGCAUUCUGGGACAGACUUUGGGCUAAACUGAAACCUCCAACUGAAGCCUGAGAUCAGAGGUUUAUGAAGAAUCUUGUGUUAAUGCUGAGACAAAUAAUGUUAGCAGAUUUGUUGAGGUAUUGCAUUUGCAGUUAAAAGUCCUCUGUACUAAGAGCCUCCUGAGUGGCGCCGCGGUCUAAGGCAUGCAUCGCAGUGCUUGAGGUGUCACUACAGACCUGGUUCGAUCCCAGGCUGUGUCACAGCCUGCCGUGACCGGGAGACCCAUGAGGUGGCGCACAAUUGGCCCAGCGUCGUCCAGGUUAGGGGAGGGUUUGGCCCAUCUCGCUCUAGCGACUCCUUGUGCUGUGCCGAGCGCCUGCAAGCUGACUCCUUGGGGCGGGCAGGCACCUGCAUCUCGGUCACCAGCUAGACUGUGUAUCCUUCUUCCGCGUCAAAAAGCAGUGUGGCUUGGCAAGAUCGUGUUUCAGAGGACGGAUGGCUCUCGACCUUCGCCUCUCCUGAGUUCGUAGGGGAGUUGCAGCUUUGGGACAAGACUGUAGCUACCAAUUGGGGAGAAAAAGUUUUUUUAAAUGAUUUCAUAAUCCUCGGUACAAAACGUCUACCGGUAUUUGAGGCUUGUUUAGACAAUUCUGAUUCCUUAAAUUAAAUAAGCCUGUUUUAUUUUUUCUCUCCAAAUUCAACACCUUAUCACUAACACACAUAUUUGUUUGUGUCUUUGUUGCUUAGAGGACCUAAAAAAGUCUCUAUCACUGGUUUUAUACUAUUUGUGUUGUAUAUCAGGGUAAAACCAAUGUAGCCAUCUGCUGUAUGCUGCUUUGAAUGACAAUGCAUGAAUGACCAUGAACCAUUUAUUUUAAUUUCAACAUAGAUCAGAGGUUUGUACGUACAUUUAGUUGUUAGUUGUUUAACAAAUGUUUUGUCUGUAUAUGGUCUGCCAUAUUUGUCAUUUAACAAUUCUUAACUCAUGGGUGUGGGGAGGUGACUCCCUUUCUGGACAAUUGUUAUUUCUGCGCUAUAUUUGUGAGUUGGCGGGAACCUUGUUUUAUUGAUUUAUUUGACUAUUGAUAACUGUUAACAUUUAAAUACCUUACCGUGAUUGUUUUCAAUUAAAAUGGUCAAAAAGAAACAAAAGUGGUGUUUUAGCAAAUAGCAAUUUCUCAAGCAAGGAUUAGUGACGUCGCCAGGAUUGGUGACGUCGCCAAAACAGGCUGAAAUUUCAGGCAAUCUUUUCAAACAGCUCUUACACUAAAAGGGCAUUAUCAUCACUUUCACAAAUUCACAGCAUUAUUCUAACCUCAUUGUGUGUAAAUAUAUAUAAAACACAGGAAAAACACGCUUUUGACUGCGUUGGGCCUAAAAAAACAAUUUCCCUGCCUUAGCAUAAGCAGAAGGAGUUAUCUAUAUUUUCAACGACCACAGAGAACUGUCCUCUUAUCAGACCAGUUUUCAGCAGCUUGCCUAGACCAGCAAUGAACUGGCUAUGGUAGGCCACAGAAUAGGCCUGUUAUGGCUGUCUAGCCUCCAUUAUUAUGGUGUCUGAUGGAGAGUACAGCCUUAUCAGUAUAAGCCACAGAGAAGCAUCAUCCCUCAAGCUAGAGGUCAAGUCUUCCCCGGGAGUAACCUUGGCUAAGACCUGAAUAAUUUAUGUUAGUUCCUUGAGGCUUGAGCUCUGUGGGCAAACACAAGCUAUAGACUCGGGUUCAUACCCAGUUGGUCACAGAAGCAUCUCUCUAGCCACAAGUUAAGCCCUCCCCAGGUCUUCCUAGUGGUCGUCCAGGGUGAAAGUUGCAGACGGGCCAGGGGGUCCCGUUCUUUUUCAAGGUGACUAUGGACUCCAUAGAGAGAAGGGGGAGACACACACAUGACAUUGUCACAGGGAAAGCCAGGGAGAUAAGACUGGAAAGCUGUUAAUGUCGGCGCUGCCUAGGUGGGUGGGUAGAUUUACAGAGGGGAGGGCGCGGCAGACUAAUCUCAGGAUUUCUGCUACGUUUUCCGCCACACAAUUUACAUCCGUCGUACUGUGCAUUCCUAUAGAGUCGACCAGAUACCUGUCAGUGAGUACAGUAUGAUAUCGACCCAGAGUGGAGACUGUCGGCGAGCCAGAUUUUUUUCAUGAAGGUAACGCAAAGUAACAUAAAUAGGAAUAUAACGUGUUACUUAAAUGUAAUGAUUAAUAUGUACUUUUUCAAGUAACUAAUCCCAACACUCUGGUGGUAACUAGUGGGAAAUAUAUUACUUUUUCAAGUAACUAAUCCCAACACUGGUGGUCACUAUCGGGCAUAGCCACAGUCAUAAAAUCUGAUUUUGAACCUAACCUUAACCACACUGCUAACUUUAUGCCCAACCUUAAACUAAAAGCUCAUUUUGGUUUUCAAACAUGUUUUACUAUAUAGCCAAUUUUGACUUUGCGGCUGGCCCAUUUAACGGAAAACGCUCAGCUGGGCCUCCAGGAGAAGAUUCAUCCCUAUAAACGUCAACCUGCAUAAAGGCAUAUGCUACAGAGCUCUGGAGAAGACUACAGUAGCAGAUAAUGGUGACAUACUUGAAGUGAAAUCCCAAAUUCAAGGACAUUAGGAAAUGGCGGCACUCCAAAAUGGUCAAGAAGACUUAGUGACGGGAGGACACAUUGCUCUGUCUCCUCCCUUUCCACAUGUGGUGUGUGUAUGGGUAUGUGCGUGUAGCUGUGAUGUUCAUUGCUAAGAUCAUUUCCAAGAACUUCCUCUAUUUACAGGCGCCUGAUGAGCUUUCCUGUAACCCAUAUUUAUACCAAAUAAAUCAUUUUUAAAAGUU